GCCCCGGCCGCCGCCAUGGACUGUCUGUGCAUCGUCACCACCAAGAAGUACCGGUACCAAGAUGAGGACAGCCCCCCCCUGGAGCAGAGCCCCGCCCACCUCCCCAGCCAGGCCAACUCGCCCCCUGUCAUCGUCAACACCGACACGCUGGAGGCCCCCGCCUACGUGAACGGCACCGAGGGCGAGAUGGAGUACGAGGAGAUCACGCUGGAGCGGGGUAACUCAGGUUUGGGGUUCAGCAUCGCGGGGGGCACCGACAACCCCCACGUCGGGGAUGACCCCAGCAUCUUCAUCACCAAGAUCAUCCCCGGCGGCGCCGCGGCCCAGGACGGGCGGCUCAGGGUGAACGACAGCAUCCUCUUCGUCAACGAGGCGGACGUGCGGGAGGUGACGCACAGCGCGGCCGUGGAGGCGCUGAAGGAGGCCGGCGCCGUCGUCCGCCUCUACGUCAUGCGCCGCAAGGCCCUGGCCGAGAAGGUGGUGGAGGUCAAGCUCAUCAAGGGGCCCAAAGGGCUGGGGUUCAGCAUCGCGGGGGGCGUCGGGAACCAGCACAUCCCGGGGGACAACAGCAUCUACGUCACCAAGGUCAUCGAGGGCGGCGCCGCCCACAAGGACGGGCGGCUCCAGAUUGGGGACAAGAUCCUGGCCGUGAACAACGUCAGCCUGGAGGACGUGAUGCACGAGGACGCGGUGGCGGCGCUGAAGAACACCUACGACGUGGUGUACCUGCGCGUGGCCAAGCCCGCCGCCGCCUUCCUCGGGGACGCCUUCGCGCCCCCCGACGUCACCGGCUCCUACUCGGCGCACCUGGACGCGGACCUGGGCCCCCAGAGCUACCUGGGCCCCGAGUUCCCCCCGGCCAUGACGCCCACGUCCCCCCGCCGCUACUCGCCCGGCCCCAAGGACCUGCUGGCCGAGGACGACGUCCCCAGGGAGCCGCGGCGCAUCGUGAUCCACCGGGGCUCGACGGGGCUGGGCUUCAACAUCGUGGGGGGGGAGGACGGCGAGGGCAUCUUCAUCUCCUUCAUCCUCGCCGGGGGCCCGGCCGACCUCAGCGGGGAGCUGCGCAAGGGCGACCAGAUCCUCUCCGUGAGUGGCGGGGGUGAACGGGUGGACCUGCGCAGCGCCACGCACGAGCAGGCGGCGGUGGCGCUGAAGAACGCCGGCCAGACCGUCACCAUCAUCGCCCAGUACAAGCCUGAGGAGUACAGCCGCUUCGAGGCCAAGAUCCACGACCUGCGGGAGCAGCUGCUCAGCAGCAGCCUGGGCUCGGGCAGCGCCUCCCUGCGCAGCGACCCCAAGCGCGGCUUCUACGUGCGGGCCCUGUUCGACUACGACAAGGCCAAGGACUGCGGGUUCCUGAGCCAGGCGCUCAGCUUCCGCUUCGGCGACGUCCUGCACGUCCUCGACGCCUCGGACGAGGAGUGGUGGCAGGCGCGGCACGCUGCCCCCCGGGCAGCCCCCGACAUCGGCUUCGUCCCCAGCAAGCGGCGGGUGGAGCGGCGGGAGUGGACGCGGCUAAAGGCCAAGGAUCGGGUCCCUGGAUCGGGCUCGCAAGGGCGGGAGGACGCGGUGCUGAGCUACGAGACGGUGACGCAGAUGGAAGUGCACUACGCGCGCCCCAUCAUCAUCCUCGGCCCCACCAAGGACCGCGUGAACGACGACCUCCUCUCCGAGUUC
Messenger RNA from Phalacrocorax carbo (great cormorant), 1680 nucleotides. NCBI's taxonomy places the organism in Eukaryota, Metazoa, Chordata, Aves, Suliformes, Phalacrocoracidae. The record is from RefSeq and is a predicted model, not a curated record.